CAUCAAUGGUACAUGCCACAUACGGUAACUGUGGAUCAAUUAACCUCUGCAUAAGUUACGUUUAUAAUACAUAUUAACUCUUUUUACUGUUUCUUGAGUCACAGUUUUGAUUUGUUAGGUAGCCCGUGAAUUUUUUUGUGUUGGUCUUCUGCUAGACAAUCAGCGCCACAUAUUCUAAGUUAAGAAUAGAAUUUCUCUGUGUUUUAUAAAACUAAAAUAAUAUUCAGUGAUAAAAGGAUUGUGUUGUCCUUUAUUACGAUUUAUCAACGUAUUUUCUAUGGUGUAAAUCGGUUCUUGUGAAAAUUGGCUCUGCAUUUGGAAGUUCCAUUGACUUCGAAGUGUUUGACUGACUUCCGGCCAAGACAAGCCCAUGUGGACAGCAGCAGCGGUGCCUCAGAUCACUCUGUACUAAGGCUGUUCCUCGUGCUCUUGUGAAAAAAACUUGUUCUUCGAAUAAUCACGCCGCGUAUAUCGCGAAAGUCAUAACAAUAUGGCUGAUUUAGAUGAUUUCUUCGCAAAAAAAGAUCGUAAAAAAGCAAAAGGAAAAAAAUUUACAACCACAGAGGAAAUAGCGAAGAAAUUGGAAGAGACGGGUAAACGUUUGGGAAAGAAAUCAAAAGACAAACCAGUGAAUCCGGAAGGCGAGGAAACUCAACAAACCGAGGAUGAAGAUGAAUGGAGAGACUUUGAAGAAGAAAAGAAAGAUUAUACUGGCUUGAAAAUUGGAAACUUAACACUUAACGAAUCCAUAGAUGCAGAAUCCGAUGAUGAAAAAGGUACAGGAGACAAUAGCUCGGAUGGAGAAUCAGGAGAGGGUGGCCUAAAACAUUCAGGUCCUUGGAAGAAGCCUGAACUUCCUCCACAACCAGAAGUAACAGAAAUAGCUCCACCACCACCACCACCUGUUACUUCAGGAAGUAGUUAUAAACCACCACAUUUAAGAAAUAUUCAGACAGUAGCUGCUAGUCCUAGACAACGAGCGAAAAAUGUUGCACCGGAUAUACAUAGUGAAGAAUAUUUCCCAACUUUAAAUUCCAAACAGCAACAGAGCAAUGAACCCAGUGGACCAUGGGGCAGGCGGAAACGAGAUGAAGGUACGUUUGAAGAAGUUCGUAAUCGAGGAGGCAGUAGGUCAUACAGUGUGCAGGAUGCGCAAGCUCAAGCACCGAAGCUCUCUUUGGGCAACAAAUAUGGUGCCCUAUCGCAAGAUCAAAGCUGAAAUCAUCUUUGAUCACUCGAUCAAAUGACAAACACAAUCAUCAUCAUUAAAUCAUCGCCUCUCUCCGUUUCGUGGCCCAGUUGCGCUAUUAAAUAUGUUUUCUAGGAUAUAGAACAUGAUGAAGCGUGUACGGAUAGAAUCCAUCAUCGAUUCAUGUACCGUCUAGCUUUUGACAGGUCCGAUGAUAGUUAAGAAAAAAGAAAAGAAAUCCUGUUUCGUUCGAUAGGAGAUCUCAUUUACUAUCGUGAAACUGGAUGCACGAUUUCUUUCGUAAAGACGCGAUUCGUGCUUGCGAUGAAUUUCGCAAAUGAACGUGAACAUUUAUUUUUUCAUAUAAGAAAGACAUGCUCAAAACAUACAUUUUUAGCACCAGUUUUAUAUUUAAUUUUUUAAUCUAUAUAGUAAAAAAGAUGAGAGAUCUUUAUUGAUGAAGGGAAAAGUAAGGGGAAAACUAUAAGUUUGCGUGAUAGACCGGAAGUUGAGAUAGACCUUUCGUUUCUUCGCGCAAAAGAUGUUAAACUUUGCGAUUAAUCGCGUGAAGUAUUUACGCGACAGCUGUAUUUUUACACGGUGCUGCUGUUUUCGUUUAGCGUGUUUGCUUUCGCGUCAGUCGAUCGAUCGCCUUCGAAACGUCACGGGAAUAUAGAUUGAAACAUUAAAAUACUCAAAUAUGACAUCCUUUCAAUGUAAGAAGGAUUAUUAUGUAAUUAUGUGUUCAUUAUACGAAGAAAAAGGAAGUCGAUUAUAUUUAACAGACUUUUCGAAGUAAGAUCGAUCCUGGUUGGGCCGUGGCUUUUCGAAUAUAUCGUUUCGCUCAACGGCAACGUACGUCAACGAACACAAAAAUCUAGAUGAAUUAAGAUAUAUGUAUAAAUAUAUAUAUGUAAUAAUUAUUUCGAAAUAAUUGAAUUCCGGGGCUGGGCUUUGGAACGGUGCGAAAAUAUUGCUAUAAAUAUCAACACAACAGAAUUGCGUGAAAGAAAGGAAACAAAGAACGUAUACGCAAAGUAUAAUAGAUCAGAUAAAUGAAAUCAAGAAAACUUACCAAUAAAAUGGUAUAACCAACAAAAAAUACAAAAAGAAGAGACAUAUAUGCGUAAAUAUAAAAAAAAGAACAGAAGACGUAUGUACGCUUUUGUUAACGCUUGUUUAAUUAGUUUUGUUGAUUUAGGGAUUUCUUUCGCAAAAAAGAAAUGAAAACUGGGGAGAGGUUGGAUUGAGUAAGGGAUAGAGGAAGAGCAAGAAUUAUGAAAUUGUUCUUCCGUGGGACUCCUCUCCUACGAGGAGUUUGGGGUGCUAACGCUGUUAUUUUUUGAAGGUGAACAAAAAAAGAGAAGAAAAAAUAUAACUUGGAGAAAUAGGUAAAAAAUGAAAAACGAAAAACGUGAGCCAUACAUACACAAGCGAGGGAAAGAAAAAAAAAACGGAGCCUUGUAUAGUGAACUAUAAAAAGAAGAAAAAAGGAUGUGAUUAUUUAUAAUAAAUUUCCUAGGACAAACUUA
This is a messenger RNA of Apis laboriosa (Himalayan honeybee), 2721 nucleotides long. RefSeq names its product protein CDV3 homolog. Bases 491 to 1219 code for a protein of 242 amino acids. The record is from RefSeq and is a predicted model, not a curated record. Gene Ontology annotation, cellular component: cytoplasm. The transcript is spliced from 4 exons. NCBI's taxonomy places the organism in Eukaryota, Metazoa, Arthropoda, Insecta, Hymenoptera, Apidae.